Molecule: messenger RNA, 3307 nt
Organism: Carassius auratus (goldfish)
Lineage: Eukaryota; Metazoa; Chordata; Actinopteri; Cypriniformes; Cyprinidae
Product: neurotrophin-3-like
Exons: 2
Coding region: 118-900 (260 amino acids)
Biological process (GO): nerve development; nerve growth factor signaling pathway; cell surface receptor protein tyrosine kinase signaling pathway
Cellular component (GO): axon; synaptic vesicle; dendrite
Molecular function (GO): nerve growth factor receptor binding; growth factor activity
Source: RefSeq, a predicted model, not a curated record
AGUAAGACUCACUUUCAUAACGCAGCGCACGCUUUCUGUCUGGAAACUUUCAAAAAGGAUUCGUUAUAAACUCAUCACCUUCAUGUCGGCACUGCUGAAUAUUUCCUCACCGAUGCUAUGGUUACCUUUAUUACGAUCUUACAGGUGAAUCUAGUGAUGUCCAUCUUGCUGUACGUGAUGUUCCUCGCGUACCUCUAUGGUAUCUCAGUUUCUACGAUGGACAAGAAGCGCCCCACGCAGGACCCCAUCAACACGCUGAUCAUAAAGCUCCUGCAGGCCGACAUCAGCCGCAGUCGUCAGAAGCAGGACGACGCGGUUUCUUACUCCACCAUAAAGACACCUGCAGUGGCAGACUAUAGGGAGAAAGUCAGCGACCAGCCUGUAACGGACAUCUCGAUUGAGCUCCUGCGUCAGCACAAACAUUACAACUCGCCGCGCGUGCUCCUCAGCGACCGGCCUCCGCUGCAGCCGCCACCGCUCUACCUCAUGGACGACUUUGUCAGCAACCAGGAUGGCAGCGGCACCAACAAGACGCGGCAGAAACGCAACACUGAGCACAAGAGCUACAGAGCGGAGUAUUCUGUGUGCGAAAACAUCAGCCUGUGGGUGAACAGGACCACGGCUGUGGAUGAUCACGGACAAGUGGUGACGAUUUUGAGGUCCUUCAAUGCGGGACGCAGAAUUAUCCAACAGUACUUUUAUGAGACAAGAUGUGACACAAGCAAGUCCCAAAAGGGCAGCUGUCAAGGUAUUGACAAGAAGCACUGGAACUCGCAGUGUAAAACCUCGCAGUCUUAUGUGCGUGCUCUCACGCAGUAUAAAUCAUCUGUGGGAUGGCGCUGGAUACGAAUAGACACCUCGUGCCUCUGCGCGAUCUCACGCAAACACCGUAGGACAUGAAAAACACUGCAGCGACUUCUCUGCUAUCUCACUUAUGUUCCCUGGGGGGGCUGUAAAUAUAUAAAUAUAAAUUAUUAUUUAAGUUAUAUGGAAUGCAUAUAGUUUAUACAUGUCUAUGUAUAAUGUAUAAAUAUACUUGUUAUUUGUUGUUAUUGUUUUAUAUCUUAAAAAAAAAAAACGUACAGUAACUUGCAAUGCCGCUAAGCUGCAGGAGUAUUGCAUGCUGAAUUGUGCCUUGCUCAAAUAUCAGAGUUAGAGGACAUGUCACUCCGCUAGACCUGGACCUUGGGAACAGUUGCAAUGGAAAACACAUAUCACUCAAUAUCAAAUUAACUUCAGUAUUGUUCAUGAAAACUAGUUUUUCUACUGAAACAGGUUGCUAGUAAAUCCUCUUUGGGAAUGAGAAAACUAAUCACCGUUGUUGUUGUAUAUUGAAUGGGAAUGUGUAAACAUACAGUGUAUCAAACCUGCAUGAAAUACCUAAGAAAUACAUAUUUUUCUAAGCACUCCUAUUAGUGUUUUAUAGGUGCAGAGAGUCAAUCCUAGCAGAACACAAGAAAUUGCUUUUAGCGCAUUGCAACAUAGCCGCAAUAAAGUGGGAACGAAAGCAGCCAAGUGUUAACUUUUAAGGGACCAAUGAUAAAAAAAAAAAUUCUCACCGUAGCUUUGUAACCCUGAGGAAGCUCCUCAACAAAUAACUAACCACACACUUCUCUGGCAUCCCUCCCAGCCCUCCAGAAACCACCAGAAAUAAGCUUACUGCACUUUUAACCUCUUUUCGAUCACCUGCCAUGAUCAGUAGCAACUUCACCACCUUAAAGAGCGUAGCCAGCACACGCAAUAGCAGCAUGUAAACAAAGGGCUGUUGCUAAUAACACUGUAGUCUUACCCAGAGGUAAAGCUGCCUUAAGACCAUGUACAAACAUGCAGAGCUGGGAUUUGAUCACAUAAUCUCCCCCUUAAGAGGGUUUCGCUCUUGUCAGACUCAUCUUAGGAGAUGAGCAUUUCACCGGUGCGCUGUGGCUAAAAAAAGGCCUGCCGUGUUUCCCCCCUGUACAUUUAUGUAAAGAGACUUGCUCAAUUGCUAGUCAGGAGACAGUAAGGUAAAGAGAUUUCAGUAAGAUUUGCGAUACACGAUCACUUUACAAAACAUGGCAUUCUCUUCAACAAAUCAAUAUUUUGUAAUUUACAAUAAAUAUGUUAUACCCAAGACGACAUGUUUGUCAGCAAAGCAUAUAAGAAGCAGAUGGACAGCUCAUUUGAAGAGCAUUAGCUUGGCUGUUCUUCAGGCUCAUCUUUGUGCCACAUGUCCCAGGUCAACUCUGAUUUGUCCAAAUGUCCAGAAUGAACAUCAUGCAGAAACCAGAAUUUACCACCUACAUAUAAUACUUACUUCUGUACCAGCAUAUAAAACUAGCAGGGUGAGCUGGAAUGUGGUCCAAACCUAUUACUACAUGAAGUAUUGUGCCAAGACUUCGUCCUCCAAGGUCUGAACAUAAAACUUUAUUAGCGUUAAAUUGUCUGUUAUAAUGUGGCUAUAAAAAGAUCAGUAUAAAAAUUGUAUUGUAUUGUUUUAGUGCUUUUUAAUGCUUCACGGGUUGUUGGAGAAAGGCACUUUAAACAAGCAAAAGGUUUCGCUUUUUUUGUGGCUGACGGCUCUCUUCGAGUGCUUGAAUUGGAUGCAAGGUUUUGAAACUCAGAUUCGAAACAGAACCGCAGACCACCGAGGAUACAACACACCUUUCUCAAUCUCGGAUUGCGUCCUGCUUCGGUAAAAACAGGAUAAAAGCUGAACACAGGAACUCUGUUUUCCAAGGAUGCUGUUGGGAAUUGGCCCACACAGUUGUCUAAAUCCAUUGCCUUUCCUGUAACACACAUUAUUGCACUGGACCAUGAGGAUCCCUAAAUGAUUUUGACUUCUUGGAUGACACUCACUGAAACAUUCCCAUGUAUUUUAUGCUGUCUUGAAAAGCCCUGCUGGUGUAAAGCAUACUGUGUAGGAUUCUUGCAGCUUUAAACCACUACAACCAACCUUAUAAUGAAUCAAUGGCCACCGCUGACACCCAAGGACAAGGACUCUUAUGCUGAAAUAAAGCUGUGCCAAAACACACCAAACUCUAUUUAAGCACUACAUGCUUCCUAACAAUAUUCAGACAUGAAAAUUAUCCCCGGAGUGUCAAAACAAAUUUGAAUAUCGCAAGACAAAUCCCUAUUUCAGUAAAGAAGAAAGACUCAUUUGCUUGAUGGUCGUGGCUUAGCGAAGUAGUUUCUUUUGGCUGUACCCUCUUUUGGCAUUACACAUUGUUUUUUGUUUCGUUUUUUUGAAAGAAAGGUUUUUCCCAUAAUGACAGUGUUUCUUAAAAAUGUCUUUCUCAUGCUGAUACUUGAAGGAGCGCUGUUUAUCUGG